Messenger RNA from Amphibalanus amphitrite, 2024 nucleotides. RefSeq names its product 2-oxo-4-hydroxy-4-carboxy-5-ureidoimidazoline decarboxylase-like. Gene Ontology annotation, molecular function: carboxy-lyase activity. NCBI's taxonomy places the organism in Eukaryota, Metazoa, Arthropoda, Thecostraca, Balanomorpha, Balanidae. Bases 696 to 1241 code for a protein of 181 amino acids. Gene Ontology annotation, biological process: allantoin metabolic process. The transcript is spliced from 4 exons. The record is from RefSeq and is a predicted model, not a curated record.
GACCGCGGGCGACUGUCCUAUACCCCUGACCGUGGUGGGACGGGGCCAGGAGGCGGCGCUGGCUGGCCGUGCGACGGGCUCCUGGGAGGCGUCGCUCCGUGCCUGUGCCGCGGGCCGCCGCCAGUCGCCGACAGAUCGUCACGCUGCCGCCAGUGGCCGCCGGGUACCGCCGCCAGUCGCCGACAGAUCGUCGCGCCGCCGCCAGUGGCCGCCGGGUACCGCCGCCGGGUACCGUCGCCGACAGACCGUCCGUCCGACCUGACCGGUGUACCGGGCGCGGCGAGCGGUGGCCGCGCGGCACGGCACACAGCGAGGAGGCGGUGCAGCGGCCGGUGUGACCCGUCCACCGACCGACGGACACGGCUCGGUCCAGUCCAGCGGUGACGAACGGGGCUGAAGCAGCACACGGUGACUCGGAGCUGAACAGUCGGUGAACCGAGGACGGCGGAACUGCCAGUGACGGAAGGACGGGCCACUGUACCCGGCCGGAGCGGGAGGGAGCCAGGAGCGGAGCAGCUGGAGCGGGCGGGAGCCGGGAGCGGAGCAGCCGGAGCGGGCGGGAGCCGGGAGCGGUCAGCGGAGGAGCCGGAGCGGGAGGGAGCCUGGAGCGGAGGAGCCGGAGCCUGUGAGAACGAGCUGAACGGACUGGAGACCGGGCUCAGGGCGCCACCGGGCCACCUAACUAGACCGGAGACAUGAUCACCAUGGCAGACGUGAACCAGAUGGACUUCGAGCAGUUCAUCGAGAGGUUCGGUAACGUGGUGGAGCACUGCCCGCUGGCGGCCGGCGCCAUCUGGGCCAGCCGGCCCUUCUCUGACGUCAACGACAUCCACGAGUGCGUCAGCACCUUCCUCGACUCGCUGCCCUACCACGGUCGUCAGGCGGUGCUGCGGGUGCACCCCGACCUGGCCGGCCGGGUGGCUCAGCAGGGCACGCUGACGUCAGAAUCAGCCGGGGAGCAGCGCAGUGCCGGGCUGACUGAGCUGACCGAGGAGGAGCGACAACAGCUCACCGACCAGAACCACAGGUACAAGGCCAAGUUCGGCUUUCCGUUCGUGGUGUGCGCGCGCCAGAACAAGAAGGCGGCCAUCCUGAGCGGGCUCGAGGAGCGGCUGCGGAACGACGAAGACGAGGAGCUGCGCACCGGCCUGGAGGAGGUCAAAAAGAUCACCUACCUCCGGCUGCUGGACAUCGUCGGCCCGGCGGAGGGCCGGCCUGAGACGGCAGAGCGGGAGGACUGAGCAGAGCCGGCAGCUGCAGCCCGACCCGCGCCGAGACCCGGCUGUAGCCGCCAGAACCGACAGGGACCGACACAGAGGAGGGACCACGGAGUUCGAGGGCGUCACCCAGACAGCGAAUUACCCGACGGGUCCAGUCUACUCGCUCACUCGGCUCCUCUGCCGCGCAGCCUCAGUCCCCCGUCAGCCGCCUGCCUCCCUCUGCGAGCCACUCGUCUUACUCUACAUACAGUGCAUCCGCUCCCCGCCGCUUCUCAGUAACAUUAGCGCUGUCCUCAUCUGUGACAUUUGCUCCGGAGGAAACACAGGGUUGAGGGUUUCUCAAGGAAGAAGGCGACUGUUUCCCGGCCGUUCCCCGGCAACCUCUCCCGUUCCCCGUUGCUCAGUAAAACCACCGUUCUCGCACUUCUUCAUUAAACCCCUCUUCUUACUGUCGUUCCUCAGAAGAAAAAAAAACUAAUCUCCCUACCGUUCAUCAAUAGCUUCUCCUGUUCCCCGGCCUCCCUCCCUGCCUCUCCCGUUUCCCCGGCCGCCCCGCCGCACCAACCACCCCAGGCCUGACCGUGGCGGCUGGCCCGGCCGGUAUUGUAUCUGGUCUCAGUCGGCGACGAGUGGCCGCAGCUCUAUGAGGGCAGGAUGUCACGGGACCGGCCAGUAAACACUCAGUCCCCCAGUGGCCGUCAGGAGGCGGGGGCGGUGCUCUGCAUACUGCCUCCACUCGGCGACAGAUAACCCGGGCAGCGGAGCCCAACUAAAACCCGAAAAUACAUGGUGUUUGGACAAUGC